AUGCCUCCGAGACUUGCGGUGGGACGCGAGAGGGAGGAAGCGGCGGAGACGCCGGGGCCUCCCAGGAAGAGGCCCGCGGGUGCCCGCGUGCUCACGCUCCCGUGGGAAGCCGAGGAGGAGAUCAAGGCUGCAGGAGAUGGCAACGAUGGUGGCGCCCAGCGGCCUGUCCAGGCCCCCCCUUUCGACGAGAACGCCAGCGGGACACCGCUCCAGUGGAACUCGCAGCCGCAGCUGAUCAUGGGCAAGCGCACCCGAAAGCAGCUGGGCUUCGAAAUGCGGGUGACCAGUGCCCCCAAUUACACGCUGCUGCACGAGAGUUUUGGGCGAGUCCUGCAGUUUUUUCAGAUACGAAAAUGUGUGGACGGCACCCCUGUUGGGGAUAGGCUGUCCGACACCGUAAUCACGGACGGUCGGGGCUGGUUUUCGCUAGAUUGGCUGCCUUUCGAGGAGGCAGGCGGAGAGAGCUCUUUGCCGAGGCAGUCCCCAGGCGAGUUCGCUUGCCAGGGCCGCGCCGAUUGGCAGACUGCGUGGCAUGGGUGCAAAUUCGAGGCGUUAUAUUCCAUCAUGUACCACGGGCGACUGAGAGCAUCCCGGAACGCCGAACAAGGCGACAGAUUUUUCGGGAGCGCUCCUGGAGUCUACGUGCACAGGAACGAGGACUCGAAGUGCAAGAAGACGGUGCAGGUGGACCGGGCCGACCGCGUGGCGGCCCCCCACACCGACCAGUGGGUGCAGCACGAGAGGAGCGUGCGCCUGCAGAAGCUCUGGCUGGUGGGGUGCGCGCAGGAGUCCCUCCUGGACGGCUGGGAGGUGACCCGGGCCUGGGACCCGCUCCUGGAGGCGAACCCCGCGACGGUGCAGUUCCAGCACCAGUGCGUGGGCUGGCAGGGCCGGCAGGCGCCAGGAGCGCUGGCGGCGCCCGCACGGCAGUGCGCCUUCGACCAGGGCCCGGGACUGUUCGUGGAAGGGGCGGCCCCUGCCUGCGUUGGCAUCGCCGGCAUCUCGGUAUCCGCGUCGCCCGGCUCCUGGUCGGAGACAGACGACGGCCUCUCGUCUAGCGACGUGCCUCGCGAUGCCGCUGCGGCACGGCAGCUCCUCGUCGCCCCGCCGCUGCCUGUCGCGGCCCGCGUCGCAGCUUCCGAUGCCGAUGAGGACGGCGGCAGGCCGCUGCCCCUGGCGCUGCUCCUCGGGGCCCUCGGCGCCCUGCACCGCGUGGCCUUCGUGCCUGCGCCAGCGCGCGGCCGCCGUGCGGCGGCGGCGCCGCCCAAGAGUGACGACGCGGCUGCGGCCCUGUCCGCGGCGGUGCUUCUGGGGCUGGGCGCCGCGGGCGACGCCGCGCUGGCGUCGGGCGGCGUCGACUCGGCGCUGGCGCACGGCGCGGAGGGCACCAUGGACGCCAGCACCCUCGAGGCCCUGUUCGAGAAGGGCGCCUUCUUCGGGCUCGCCUUCAGCACCAUGGCGGCGUGGUGGAAGAGUACGCUUGGCAGCGGCCGUGCCGAGGAGCAGCAGAUCGGCGGCCGGCCGCUGCCCUUCUGGGGCCUCAGCUUCUCAUGCCUGUCCCUGGUGGGGCUGCUGUCCACGCGCUGGUACGACAUCGGCCACUUCCCGCUCAGCAACAUGUACGAGUCCCUGAUGUUCCUCGCCUGGGGCGUGACCGCGAUCACCGUCUACUUCGCGGUAUCCGAGGGGCCGAAGGGCAUCAACGCCGGCGCCACCGCAGAGAGGGCGGAGAGCCAGGCCAUGACCGCCGACAUCGCGGCGGUUUGGUGCUCACCAGUGGCGUGGGGCAUCGUUGCGUUCGCCACGCUGUCCCUUCCCAAGGAGCUUCAGAAGGCGUCGGCGCUUGUCCCGGCGCUGCAGUCGAACUGGCUUGUGAUGCACGUUUCUGUGGUGAUGUUCUCUUACGCCACUCUGAUGUUCGGCUCCGUGCUCUGCAUGGCAGUGCUCGCGCUUAGCCAGCCCAAGGACAGCCCCAUCAAGGCCCUGCGAGACGCAGUGGUUCCGGCGCUGAGGAGCGUCGCAGGCGGCUUAUCCCCUGAGCAGCCUGCGGUGGCGACCUCGCCACGGGUGCCCGAGAUGGCCGUGUCGGCGAUGACCACUACCCUGGAUUUCAAUGCGGGCAAUACUGCCACACGGUCUGCGUCAGGUGCGCCAGCGCAGCAGUUCCAGGUCGCGGGCAACGCAGGCGGCGCCGUCACCGUGGAGUUCAGCUCCACGGCCGCCGCGCCCGCCGAGCAGCUCACGGAGGACGACAAGCUCGCCCUCACCCUCGACGACCUGGCGUACAGGUCCUUGCUCCUGGGCUUCGGCUUCUUAACCAUAGGCAUCAUCUCCGGCGCAGUCUGGGCGAACGAGGCGUGGGGCAACUACUGGAGCUGGGAUCCCAAGGAGACCUGGGCCCUCAUCGCGUGGCUGGUCUACGCGGCCUACCUGCACGUGCGCCUCCAGCUCGGCUGGGACACCCGUGACUCUGCGAAGAUCGGCGCUUUUGGGUUCUUCGUCGUGUGGCUGUGCUACGUCGGCGUGAACCUCAUGGGUGUCGGCCUGCACUCGUACGGGUUCUUCCUGAAGUGA
Molecule: messenger RNA, 2574 nt
Organism: Prorocentrum cordatum
Lineage: Eukaryota; Dinophyceae; Prorocentrales; Prorocentraceae
Source: the annotation of a GenBank genome assembly